CCUCAGGAUGAUUCAUUUUUGUUAUAUCUUUGAUUUUGGAUCGACUUCAUCUCAUUGUUGUUACGCACGCAGAGGUCGGCUCUAUGGUAUAGUAACUCCGCUAUCAAAAUAAAACAUUACAAUUAUAUACUGUUUACCCACAAACUUGUAAUGAUCUAUACACCGCCGUGGUUCACCCUGUUCUGUAGCUGAAUGUAUAUUCGGUUGACUGCAGACCGUCAACGACAGCUUUUACACCUCCGCCAUAAGGAGAGGGUAUAUAUCGUCUGCUCUAUUGUUUCAUUAUGGUGGUUUGGUGAUCCUUUCCGGUUAGGGGCGAAAUGAACGGUGUGGUCCAUUCUUUUAAUUUUCGGACGAUUUUAUGUGAAUUGUGAAAAUUUCACCACACACACACAAAAGCUUUCAUGGCGGACUUGUCUGGUAUCUCUCUCAUAUAACUGGUUUUCAGCAAUUGAAAGAUUUGAUUUGAAUUACGGAAUAGCGAAACUAGCGGAGUUUUAGUAUAAUUUGGAGCUGUGAUCGGUAGUUCUGUUGGACAACAUUUACUGAUUCUUUGUAGAAUAGAUUAUAGAAUCAAACAACAGUGACAAAUUUGUAAUUAAAGGGCCUGUAUUCGUACCACAGAGCGUUACUUGUAUACAAGCUGUCUCCCUGGAGAGUUCUUUUUCAGAAGGAGUGAGGAACGAUAUUCCAAACAAGUGAGAAAUCAGUAAAUUCAGAUCGCCUCCAGAAGGACCGAGGACACGAAGCGGGAGAUCGCGCGUAUGAGCAUUAACAUAAUACUGAACCAUGUUUGAAGCCUAUGACUCACUCCAGGACCUUCCAGGAAGGGAACGUCAUAUGAGUCGAUGCCUUCAAUGAAAGCCAAACGCACAAAGCAGGCAUGAAUGAAAAAAAUUCUCUUGAAUUUUAGUCGAGUUGUGAGGCAAAACAUUUGGGUCUGACCAACAACACAGCGAUCAUCCAGGCACUGCUUGCAGGAACGGCCUUUACAGUCAGAUUAGGACGUGCUGAUGUUGUGAAUCUGAGAAGCUUUUUAUCUCAGCGUAUGGCGAAGUCUGUGUGAUGUUUGGCAUCGUACUUGAGAUUCGUGCUGAUGAAUUUUCAACUUGCCCAACAGACUCAUGGAGCGGGGGAUCAAAAAAAUCAAGUUUGGCCAGGAAAUCUUUUAUGGAAUGUAGCAGAUGAUCUGCCCUACGUGCAGCUAUCUACCUUAGAUGAAGAGGUCAUGGUUAGCUACUCUGGACCAGACACUGGAUUAAUGUAUGCUGAAUCUCCAGGAGGAAACAAUGAUAACCCUGGUCCUGUUGCUGGGUGUAAGACAUGGAAUCGCAAGGAGCCACAAGGAUAUGGCAUCUGCAUCUCUUUAUAUGAACAGCAUCCUAUUAGUAUGAAGAUGUCAGGAGAGCCAUUAGCAGAUGCAUUUGCACUUUGUGCUCGUAGAAAUAAUGCCAUUCUUCUGAUUGCGGAUGGUGUAAAUUGGGGAGAGAAGUCAAGGCUAGCAGCUAGGUGUGCUUUAUAUGGCAGCAUGAAGUACCUCAACUACAAGAUGUUUGAUAAGCAUCAGCAGCCAAGCACUACUCAGGAUGUUAUAACACUUCUUAGGAAAUCUCUGGAUGAAGCACAUCGUGCUAUUCUGGCACGGGAUGGAGGGCUUACAACAAUGUGUGCUUGCAUGGUUGUUCCUGUGGCCAACUCUGAUCAGUAUGUGGCAUGUUGCGUCAAUGUUGGAGAUAGCUAUGGCUUUGUGUACUCCCACAACCAAGGCAUUCGUGAAGUCACCAUAGGUUCUCAUGAUGUGUCAUCAGAGCGAGACAUAAGAGAUGCUGGUGGUGCCUUGGGUCCUGUGGAUGGUCAGAACCCAGAACUGCACAACCUUGCAUUUUCCAUGACUUUCUGCAAUGUUGGUGAUAUUGUCUUUUUGACUACCGAUGGAGUUUCAGAUAACUUUGACCCUGUUGUGACAAAAAUUGCACUCCCACAAAAAGCUGAUGAUUCCAACUUUAACAAGACAGUUCCAAAUAAUCCCAAUGGCAGUCUUCUACAUUCAAAACCAGAAAUGACUCCCAAGGAGCGCCAUGUGUAUUCCAUGAAAGAGAUGGAAAGGGUGAUACAUGAGUAUGAGUUACUCACUGAAGAACAGUGCUCUGCUCAAGAGUUUUGUAGUGCAAUGGUGCAGCAUGUUCUCACUGUGACAGAUGGCAAGAGAAAAAUUUUGGAGAAUCCUGCCCUUUAUGCCAAGCGCAAACUGACAAGUGCAGAACGCAAGCGAAGAGAUUCAGAAAUUGUUGAAAAAAUGUCUAAAGCACCAGGGAAACUGGAUCAUGCAUCAAUUAUAGCUUUUGAAGUAGGUGGGUUCAUGAAGAACAUUGAAGAGAUAGAAAGUGAAAAAGUUGAAAUGGAAAAUGCUGGAAGGCCUUUAGAAAGUGCUGCUCCAAACUCACUGCCUGGACUAACUAGUCCUGUGUCACCCACCUCCCCAUCCAACAUAGCCAAGAAAUCAGGUCCCCGAAAAUUCCUGUCCAUACUGAAAAAUCUCCCAUCACCAACCACAUCAUCAUCUCCGUCAUCUCCUCAGCCACACCACCUUGGCUCCAGCUUGCCUGCUAGCAAUUCCAGCAGACCUCAGUCGCCGUUGGCCAUACCAAUCUCACCUCGGAAGUUUCCCAAACUGAGACGUCAGCGGUUCAGCUCCAGAGACUCGGAGCCAGAAACACCUGCCUCACCUUCCAUCCCUGAAUCUCCUUUUGAAAGUGAGGAUUGUAAUCCAAAUGUUGUGUCCAGUGGUGCUAAUAUGAUAGAUUCCUUUUCACCAGUGCAUGUCAAGUCCCCACAUUUUCAUUCCGCUCACAGCUCUGGUCCCUUACAUCUACGAACUCGAGCUUCCCGCAGGCAGGUAUAUUCACGCAGUGUUUCCUUUGAAUCAUCCUGCUGAAGAUAGAUUCUUGACUGGUGCUUAUGUAGUUGUGUUCAAGCUUUCAAAAGGCAGUUCUUAAGCCUUUGCAUGAGUUGAAGCAUUUAAACUGAAUUGUAACAAUAUGUACCUUAGUGUUUAUCUCUAAUGCUUCGAUCUGGUGCUUUCAUUUGCAUUUGCUCAUAAUGAUGUCAGUUUAGAUACAGUUAAUCCCUUUAAAUAUUACUAAAGUUAGGAGUUAGUAAUAUAACCAGAAAGGAAGUGAAUUUAAAUGUUUAUCAUUAUGCCUACUUUAAAAAAAAGCUUUUAUGGCAGUUCGUUUUCUUUUUUUUUUAGCUUCAAAAAAGUUUACUUGUAAUUUAAAGCUGAAAAGAUAUUGCAUAUUUAUUAAUAGCAUUUUAAAUAAUUUUAUUUAAAAUGAAAAACUUAUCUUUUAAACUUGUGUAAAUGAGAAAAAUAUAUGCUCACUUUAUCAUGCAUAUAAUUCAUAGAGGAUUAUAGUAUGGUCACUAGAGUAUGAUUUAACUUUAUGAUAAAAUGCAUGAUCGUGGAAUGUAAAUACACAGUGGGAAAAAUUAAUGUGGCAUGAGAGAUACUGAGAAGAAUAGGGCUUCACAAGGUGAUGCUACAGCUUUGUAUAUCCUUGAGUGGGCAUUAUUGCACUACAGUAACAACCAAAACUGUUCCAUGUUAACAUUCCAGUUAAUAUUGCUUCCAGUAGUGGAACAUUAUUAACACUUAUCACACUGGUAAAAAUUCUCCCAGUGAGAGCUCCUCCUAUAUGUUUACAAGUCAAUUCGUAUGCUAGCCGUCUUAUGCUGCCCUCAUCAAAAGAAUUCAUAUUCCGGUCAAAGACUCUUCAGGAUUCAAGGUUGUAUUUGCAACUAACUUAACUGAAUGAAGUUUAAUCAGUUUGUGGAGAUGCACUGUCUGCUUUUAAAAUAACGAACCGGAAUUUUAGAGAUGCAAGUAUUCUAAACUACACUUAACUGCGCAGCUUUUAAUCUCUCUGUGAAGGUGUGUUUAUUUAGAUCUUAUUUAUUAUAUUAUAAACUAUGAAGCUGUUCUUUAUUUGACAUGGACCCAGUGGAAAUGAAUGCAGUUUUUUCCCUGCAACUCGAUGAUCUCUUCUUGGUCUUUCAGACCAUGGUGAAUGUCUCAAACAUAUUUAGGUUAUUUUGAGAGACUUUAAAAAAAAAAUGUGUAUACAGUAUAGUCAUUUGUAAUAUGCAAUAGAUGGCUCAGUAUAUUUGCAUGGUAAUUACCAACAGUAUCAGUGUAUCUCAUAAAUCUGUGUAAUCUUAUAUUCCUUCCUAAUAUUACAUCGCCUGUUUUGUUAAACAUAGUAAGAUCUUGCAUGUAUAGCUUUGGGAAUCUCGCCAGAUAUAGCCACCAUUCUCAGCUUGUGAACAUACAGAAUCUUUAUUUCAGGUGUAGUUUCAUUCAGUAUGUUUUUUCUUUGAUUUUAUUGUUAUGUUUAAGUGUUCAUGUUGCUUUGAAAGCUUUUUUAUUAUUCUGCCAUUGCCACUACAGCAUUCAACCUGUGUUUUCCUUUACUGAUUUUACCAUUACAACCAGUACAAAUGUGAUCUCCUGUCCUACUUUCACAUCAUUUUGUGAUGUGAUUAGUAUGCUACACCAUUUGAUUCAUUGUUCCUUGUGCUCAUUGCAGUAUUUGGAUAAUGUGUGCUAUUGCCAUAGUGUAUUUUGAAAUGAAGUAAAGGAGGUGGAAGAAAGUGGAGAUUUGGGUUUUCUACUGCCCACCUCCCUAAACAUAAACAGUUUUUUUAUUGUGGAAAAUUCAGAUUCACAUAUUUCCUCACCACUUUUUCCAAGAAUAAUCUUAGUUUCUUGUCUGCUGUGACUAGUGUCUGGGGAGGUGUUCGGUGAAUGGAUUUUUGGCUUUUUAAUGCUAGCAGAAAACAUCAUUAACUGCAAGCUUCAGCGAGAGAACAGCCAGACAGAACUGGCAGGAAGAAGUUUUCUUAAAGUAAAAAACGCUUCAUGCACAUAUUAUUUGGUACUAUGUACUUAGGAUUUAAGAUUCCUCUUGCAAAUAUUUAAACAUAGUCGAGGAGUACAUAAGUACAUGGUUCUGUCCAUACCCAAGUAGACAUGUCACUGAACAGAAUUGCUCAUAGUAGUUUAAUACUUAAAAAAUCUGCUUGGUUUGUGUUACAAUGGUAUUUACAAAAUGUCAAGGAAAUAUUUUUUAUUUGAAAUUCUGUUUCUGUGAUUAAAACUCAAGUAAGUUUUCAGUGCUUCCUACUGUCCUAGCAUUUAUUAUUCAACAGUGAAGUGGUGGAAAACUUAAGGAAGUAAUGAACGUUUCCUGCAUUAGGUAUUUAGAAACAUGACAAAUCAUUAUCCUGUCAAGAAUUUAUUUCCUUUUAACUAUAGUAGCAGUCAUUUGUAGAUGUUUGUAAUCAUAUGGUUUAUAAUUUUAUAAAAGGUUAAACCAUUUUUUUUGUAAUUUACAUAGCUACACAUAAAGUACACACACAUUCAUGCAUAUACACCCAUGGAAAUGACAAAUGUCUUCGUUCUAAAAAACUAUUAAGAGAAUAUGAAUAUUUUUAAAGAACUUGAUGAUUAGUGUGUGCAUGUACUGUGACACAAUCCAAUCAUUUGUUUAGUUUUCAGAUUUGUUUGUCUUCUUGCAGCAAUGCAUACACGUUUUGGUAGUGUGGUAAUUUAUAACAGUACUGUUAUGUGGUAAAAUAACAAAAAAAGCAGUAAUGGCAUUUUAUGUCUUUGUUUUUCAGUUUUAAUGAACGGGCAGUUUAAUUAAUGACGUAUGUACAACAGUUUUUUUAAAAACAUUUUCCCCUUGUUCCCCUAUCUUAUGAAUGCAUUUCACGCUCUGCACCUUCAUUCUGUUUCGUAGCCCUGUGCUUUGCCACUAAAGGCUGUGCACUAGUGCCGUGUCAGUGACAGAUGUUUGUAUUUGCAUUACAAAGUCUGUAAUGAGUAAAAUGUACCUAAUUUCACCACUUUCAUAUGCAUGUGCACGUGCAUACUUGGACAAGUGUUCCAGUGGGACUGCUUCAUUUUCUCUCUGCUGUGCCCCUAUAAUUUUAGCUUCUCUUACUCAUUUUCUCUUCCUUCAGUCACCCUUUUUACUUUCACCCUUCCCCAUCCUUUCUUCUCUCAUAGAAGCAGAGUUAAAUGAAUGCUUUUAGAUCAGUAAGCAAUUUUAGCCAUAGUUCACUUACUGCAAGAGCAGGCGUGCAAGUUUUCAGCACAUUUCCUAAAAUCAUUUGCGAAAUUUAGAAUAAUGUUGGUGAGGGUGAGACAUGUAACAGUGAGUUGUUUACAUUCAGAGUGUGAAAACAGACCCAUUUACUGAGUGAUAAAGACUGUGUAGACAGAUUAAUCUUAGUGUUUAAAUGGACCCACCGAGAUAUAUUAAGCAUGUUCCACAUUUCUUCAGUGCUUUUUCUGAGGUUCAUCUCAUCGAUAGCCUGUCUGGCUUUUUCAAUAUCAAAUACUGAAGACAAGUUGCAAGUAAAAGAAAGGAAAAAAUUGACAUCACAUGGGGUAGGGUGAGGGGGUUGACAGCUUUAAGGAGAUUAAACCUCUACAAUGCAUGUGUUAUAAAAAAAGAAAACAUUAAUAUUGUUUUAUAUCGUAGGAUUGAUUCUUCAGUUUUUUUGUGUUGGAGUAUUUUUUUUUUAAAGAACUUGCAUGCCUGAUCAGGGCGAAUAAACAAAAUAUAAAGCUAUUUCUUAAUAAGAAGAGCUGCUUACAGUUGCGAAUUCUAAAUAGACAGCUUGUGACUCCACAUUUUUUGUAAUAAGCCACAAAUUUUGUUUCUUAGGGGUGCUUGUUAGUGCGUAUAGAUAGCAACUACAUAUAUACGAUAUCAGGCAUCAUGAGUUAGAGUUUUGCGAAGCUUAUCCUUAAGGCUUUUGAGUUGCACUGUCAUGAUACUUUUUAUGCUAAAUUGUCACUAGCUUAUUUGCAAGUUUUGUAGGUUCUCAUUCCUAUGGUUCUUUUUUGUGUGUUUAAGCUUUUGUUUUAGAGUCUUAGGUAAUUCCCUAACCCUCAAAACUGCAUUAUUUUCUUUUAAGGGAAACUUGUUUCCCUGGAGCCACGGGUAUUGUGUUGCUAUGACAGACCAUUCUAUUUCUUCAGGAAUUCUUUUAAGUGCAAAGUUGGAUUUUAAAGACUAUAUUUAAAGACGAAACAUUUUGCAGAUUUUUAUACAUUUUGCAAAUUUUAUUUCUUGUUUUAUACUCUACCUGCUUAGAUGUUGCAGUGUGCCGGAAGAUCAUUAGCUAAUGCUUGGUCAAUGGUGUUUGAAAUUUGAUUCCCUAAUUCUGUGCACACGUGCCAUCAUUUAUUGUGGAUGUUGUUAAAAAGUGGUGUCGUGAUUUUCUUGCAUGUUUUAUGUUCUUUGACUCUUGCCACAGUUUUGUUUCUAACUGUUCUAUUGCAUGCAUGUCAUGAUAAUAUUUUUAUCUCUAUUUUUUUUUUAAAUGUUGGGGUGGGUGGGUGUGUAAUCACAUUUUGUUUGUUACCCUUUUCAUUUGUAAAACAAGGUUAGUUAACUGUGGGGCAUGAAUGCUAAAUGCCAUGCAUGAGAGUUUUAUUUUAGGCUAUAUUUAAAACUGUGAUAAACACUUGCAUCUGUUUAUAAUUAUAACCAUCACAUUAUUUCUCACUCUUUUAAAAAACACUUUUUACAAAUGUUUUCAGUUUUUGGUAUUUUAUAAAAAAAAACGUGUUUUAGUAGUUUAAAAAACAUUUAUCGACUAUUUGAUUUCAUGCUGGUAACAGUGGUGUUGUUGUCUCAGUUCCAUGAAAGCAUGGUUGUCAUUAAACGUCUUUUGUUUUAUUCAUUCUGCCCUUACAAUUGUACAGUUAAAUUUAAUGAAUUAGCAACCAAGUGUUUUUAUAGAAGUCCUCUAAAAGACAACAAACAGACGAACAAAAAAAAAAAAAUCAAGGAAUGAGGGUAGGGGUUAUGGUAACCCCAAAAAUGAAUAAGUCCAUGUAAUUAAAAAAUGUUAGGAAAUUAUCACUAGAAAGAAAGUGGGUAACUUUAAAGAUUGAAAAAAGUAAUUUUAAAAUGA
Pomacea canaliculata is the source of this 7992-nucleotide messenger RNA. RefSeq lists its product as uncharacterized. NCBI's taxonomy places the organism in Eukaryota, Metazoa, Mollusca, Gastropoda, Architaenioglossa, Ampullariidae. Bases 1097 to 2935 code for a protein of 612 amino acids. The transcript is spliced from 5 exons. The record is from RefSeq and is a predicted model, not a curated record.